AUGCCUCUUGAACCUGCAACUGCAAACACCUCUGCCACUCUAAGCCCUGCACCAGCAGGACAGGAUGUUGAAGGCUCUACCUUCCAGGGCAAGGGUCAUGAACCUGAAGUUGAUAAAUCAAGGAAAUCCCCCUCACCUAAGCCACAAAAGGAAGCAAAAUCAGAACAAGCUGAAAAAGCUAGACCAUCAGCUAUCUCUUCUCCUCAAGACCCUCUUGAAAUUCCUGAUAAAUCAUCCCCUGAACCCUCACCACAGAAAUCACCUCAAGAACCAUCUCUUGAACCCCUUAAUGUUUUCUAUUGCACGGAUGAAUCUACCCCAUCACCUUCUUCAGAAGAUGAUUGA
This is a messenger RNA of Theobroma cacao (cacao), 345 nucleotides long. NCBI's taxonomy places the organism in Eukaryota, Viridiplantae, Streptophyta, Magnoliopsida, Malvales, Malvaceae. The record is from RefSeq and is a predicted model, not a curated record.